GGCGGAUCGGUUUCCUUCUCUCAUUGAGAAAGAGGAUUGGAAGGCCGGGCGUAUAAAGCCUUGCGGAGAGCGUGAAACAAAGCAGUCGGAUCGGAAUUGGACUGGGGAAGCGCGGUGUGGAGUCAGGCGUAAAACUUGUUGGAGGGGAGUAACGAGCCUGCUCCUCCAGCCCCCCGUCUGCGCGGAGCUUCAAGAGUUCCCACCAGCUUCGGGUUGUAUUUUUAUAUCUGCUUUUUAUAGACAGAGAAGUAUCUAUUUUUCCUUUUAAGAGAAAAUUCCUGUUCCAAGAGAAAAUAAGGCAAGAUCAAUGAAGGAGAGAAGAGCCAGCCAGAAAUUAUCUAGUAAAUCUAUCAUGGAUCCUAAUCAGAACGUGAAAUGCAAGAUAGUAGUAGUGGGAGACAGUCAGUGUGGGAAAACUGCGCUGCUGCACGUCUUCGCCAAAGACUGCUUCCCCGAGAAUUAUGUCCCUACAGUGUUUGAGAAUUACACGGCCAGUUUUGAAAUCGACACACAAAGAAUAGAGUUGAGCCUGUGGGACACUUCGGGUUCUCCUUAUUAUGACAACGUCCGGCCCCUCUCUUACCCGGAUUCAGACGCUGUGCUCAUUUGCUUUGACAUCAGUAGGCCAGAGACUCUGGACAGCGUCCUAAAAAAGUGGAAAGGUGAAAUCCAGGAGUUUUGCCCCAACACCAAAAUGCUCUUGGUUGGCUGCAAAUCUGACCUUCGGACAGAUGUCAGUACCUUAGUAGAGCUCUCAAAUCACAGACAGACGCCAGUGUCCUAUGAUCAGGGGGCAAAUAUGGCCAAACAGAUUGGAGCAGCCACGUACAUCGAAUGCUCAGCUUUACAGUCAGAAAAUAGCGUCAGAGACAUUUUUCACGUUGCCACCUUGGCGUGUGUAAACAAGACAAAUAAAAACGUGAAGCGGAACAAAUCACAGAGGGCCACAAAGCGGAUCUCACACAUGCCCAGCAGACCAGAACUCUCUGCGGUUGCCACGGACUUACGAAAGGACAAAGCGAAGAGUUGCACUGUGAUGUGAACCCCCAGCCCGUUCUCUUUAAGGAGGACAAGGAUGCCUCGUGUAAAGAACACAAACCGCAGAACAGAAAGGUGACACCCGAAUGACGUGCACAGCCAGAGUCACAUAUUCUGGAGGCUUAGGAGGUGUUGGAAAAGAGGCUCUUCUUUUUGGAAUCCUGUCCUUAGGUUUGGCAUGUAGAACAGGUGGUGACGUGAACACAUGGAAGGGUUUGGAAGUGUGACUUGAAAAAUAGGCCAAAAAAAGAGAGAUUCACAUGGGCUAGAGGUAGAUAGGAGGAACACAAGGACCUCCCGGGAGAAGAAUCACGCUCUGAAUGGUGCUUGCGUUUUUGUUUUUCUUCAUUACAGGCUAUUCAUGGAUCUCUACUUUGAUUUGAUUUUUAAAUGUUUUAAUCUCCUUUACAGAAAAGUAUAUAUUAAUAUACCGUCCUCAUUGGGGAACUGGCACUGUGACCUUAGCGUUUAGUUUUCUAGAGGAUGUGAUCUAAUUUCCUCCUAGCUCAUCAUUAAAAUGGAAAUUGUAUCAGGACCCAUGGGAUAUCCAGAGGAAAAGUUGGGGAGGCUUUUUGAAAUCUUGCCUCCUGAAGACAGCUGAGCAAGGUGGUUCCAAAGAAAGGCUUUUGGAGUCUUGCAAGAUACACAGACCAGCACUACAGAGAUCAGAGAGAUCAACUAGAAAAAAAGUUGUCCGUUUUUAUUCAGUCUGAUGGUUCUGUUCAUCAUUGUGAUUGUCAUGAAAAAGUGGUAAAUUGCUCAGUGUGAUAUUUUUGUGCGCUGUUUAGAAAAGAGGGUGUGUGGUUUCUUUGGCCAUCAUUGAUGAAAAUGCAAAGUCAAAGAAGAGGUGUCUUGGUUUGACGUCCUAAAAUGAUCCAAGGGGAGAAAAUAAUGUAGGUACUAUUUUCGCCUGAAGAGUUGAUGAAGGAAUAGUAGCAGAAAGCACAGUUUGUGAGUAAAGCUGUCUGGAAUUCAGUCACCAAAAGUACAAAGCAAAAGGCCUGUUAAUUUUGGGAUGAAGCUCCGGAAGUUAACAGCCUCUAAUGAUCUCUUGGUUUAUUUCACUUUUCUUUAAAAGAACAGCUAUAAGAGAAGGACCCUCUUACCUAAGCUUUAGAGAAUCCUUAAGAGGAAAAGUCUGUGAUGUCAGUCCCGAUGCUGUACUCGGGCAUUUCCAGAGAAUGAUUGCUAAUCAUCACUUACCCAGACUCACCCAAGGCCCGUGUUCAAUACUUGAUUGCUGUUGUUAGAUAAAAUAAUCAGCAUUUAAAGAGUUUACAGAUAUUUUUUGACCAGUUCCUUUUAGAGCUUCUUUCAGAGAAGAAACCAGAUCUGACCUGUUUAUUGUUGGCGCUUGUUGAAAACGAGCUUUCUUUCCAGUGAUAAAGCUUCAUUUUUGAAGUGUUGAAGCUGUGCUCCCAUUAAAUUGUUUCAGGAGAGGAGAUUAAGGUAAUUACAACACUCAGUUCUUUGUCUCACAAGCACUUUGUUUUGUCUCUGCAAGAAAAUACCAUUCUAGUCAUUUCCCAUGAAGUACAGACGUUUUACCAACAGAAUAUGCUUUGGUCGAUGCCGCAUUAUGCUUCGGGCAGUGUUACAAGAUAGCUGGCAAGUGCUUUCUGUAUUUAAAUAUUGUAAAGAGAAAAAUAAGUUAUAACUGUUAAAAGCAGAACUUUCAUUGCAUUUUUUUUUAAAUGUUGAAGUCACUUUGUAUGUUUGGUCAAUGUUUCCGCAGUAUUUAUUAAAACAUACUUUUUUUUUUCCUUCAAAUAAAAAAGUAACCAUGUCUUUGUCUAAA
This is a messenger RNA of Enhydra lutris kenyoni (northern sea otter), 2836 nucleotides long. RefSeq names its product Rho family GTPase 3. Lineage: Eukaryota; Metazoa; Chordata; Mammalia; Carnivora; Mustelidae. Gene Ontology annotation, biological process: small GTPase-mediated signal transduction. Bases 308 to 1042 code for a protein of 244 amino acids. Gene Ontology annotation, molecular function: GTPase activity; GTP binding. The record is from RefSeq and is a predicted model, not a curated record. The transcript has 5 exons.